AUGCCUUCCACAAAUUUCAUUCCAAUUUAUGAGGUUAUCCCUCCAGCUCAAGGUCAUUAUAAGACCGUUAACAAAUUAUCAGAUCUUUCUUGGAAAGUUCCAAAGGAUGGAUUUGAAAAAUCAAGUGCUUUGAAAAUUAAAAAAUCAAUGGAUUCCAAAAUUGAAACUCAAACUCUAUACUUCACUGAUCUUGAUAGUGGUGUAUCUGGUUUUGUUCAAAUACUGUAUUCUCAUGUCCUUGGUGGGUUCUACAGAGGUUUCCAAUUGAACUUUAAAAUUUUCAGUCAUAAGAAGGAUGUCGCUAAAGAUUUUGAAAUAUGGGAGUCUUAUAAAUUGAAUGAUAUGGAAUUUGUUAAAUCUGCUAGUAAGAGUGAUCAUUAUGUUUAUUUGGGUGCUAAGGGUAAGAAGACAAGUAUUGCAUUCACAAAAAAUCCAAAGAAGAAGACUAACACUAAAUAUUAUGCCAAUUUGGAUAUUGAUAUCGAAAUUCCAAAGAAGGACCUAAUUAUUCAUUUGAAAGCAUAUUUAGGUGAUGGGUUUAUGAUUAGUCCAAGUGGUUGUAGUUACUAUUUAGAUAAAGAAGUCAAUUUCAAAGAAGAUACAUUGGCCAAUAUCAAGAGAUCUGGUAGAACUUCCGAAAAAUAUAUGAGACACAUGUUUAUGCCAAACGGUUAUUGUGAGGGUCACAUUGAAUACUCUAAAGGUGACGAUUUGUUAGAAAUUAACUUAGUUAAAGUUCCUGUAGUUUAUAUUGAUGCCGUUCAAGGUCUUCUACCAAAUAAAGCUGCACGUAUGUGGAAUUUCUUAUGUUUUAAGAGUAAAUCUUAUACUGUGACUUUAAUGGAAUUUAUUACAACUGAAGAAUAUGGUAGUGUUACUGUCUCCAUUUGGAGUAUAUCAGAAGGUGAUAAAUUGACUUCAAUUGGUUCUCAAGUGGAUAAUGAUAGAAUUGUCAGAUAUAAACAAGUCGAGGUUGACAAGGAAACAGGUUGGGAGUAUCCAACCACUGUGAAGUUCGAUUUCAUGAAUGGUGAUAAGAUGAAGAUCAAAAACAUGAAUAUGGUCAAUAGAUUUGAUAUCUUAGGAGAACUACCAAGUGCAAUUAGAAAGGCUGCAGAAAGUAUUGCCAAUAUAAAGCCAUACUUGUAUCAAUAUUGUCAACAAGCCGAAUUUAGAGGUGAAAAGGGUACUUCUAUUGUUGAAGCUACAUUUAUUAGUUAG
Maudiozyma barnettii is the source of this 1221-nucleotide messenger RNA. RefSeq lists its product as uncharacterized. The record is from RefSeq and is a predicted model, not a curated record. Gene Ontology annotation, cellular component: cytoplasm. Gene Ontology annotation, biological process: response to oxidative stress. Lineage: Eukaryota; Fungi; Ascomycota; Saccharomycetes; Saccharomycetales; Saccharomycetaceae. The transcript has a single exon. Bases 1 to 1221 code for a protein of 406 amino acids.